AUGGCUAAGAAGACCGUAGAAGUUUAUUUAGAAAUAACAAAAAAGACAACAAGAAAAAGAAAAGAAAUAUGUUAUAAUGAAAGUUUAGAGAAAGAUCAUUCAUCAGAUCCAGAAUAUGCAGAGAACUCUAAGGAAAAACAAAAACUAAGAACAAAAUGUUCAUAUAAAAAAGUAAACUGUGAUGGUAUAGAUAAGGGUUUUAUCAUUCUAUCAGUAGAGACUUCAGAGAUACCAAAUCUAAAAGAUACUACUUUAUAUAAAAUUACUCUAACAAUUAUUGAUAUCAUUAGAAACUUCAGAAAAUAUUAA
Messenger RNA from Funneliformis mosseae, 309 nucleotides. The record is from the annotation of a GenBank genome assembly. NCBI's taxonomy places the organism in Eukaryota, Fungi, Glomeromycota, Glomeromycetes, Glomerales, Glomeraceae.